GUCAUCGUCAUCCCCUUCCUUCCUCCUCGGCAAACCAAACCCGAAGCGAACGACAACACGCGACAAGAAAGGAGAGGACGAUGGUGAGGAAGAGGAAGGAGCUGCUGUCGUCGGCGCCAUGGCGGACGGGGGAACCGGAGGAGGACGACGAGGCGUCCAGGAUGAGCCGCGAGGGGAAGGUCACCGUCACCAGCAACCCAGGGGAGACCCCCACCAUGAACAUGCCACGCAGCAAGCGCCCGGACCUCGACCUCGCCGUCGACGACUUCGAGGAGGACGAGAUCGACCCCGAGCUGCGCUACUCCUUCCAGCGCAACAGUAGGUUUCUGCGGAGAGUUUUCACCGUGGACACACUUGUCAAGCCUCUUCCUCCCGUGAUGGCAUACAGUGUCUCCCGCAAUGUGAACUUUUUCUUCAAAAUAUUCACACAGUUUUGGGACGAAGAGGGAAUCGCCAAUGCACAGAAAUCCCUUGGACUGGGAAGUGAGGAUAGCUCCCGGCGGUUUCGCUGAUUACCGACGUUCCAUGAAACAAGUUGCUGCACUAGGCUCUGGAGGACCUGUUUAUGAUAGAGAAUAUGGGUGUGGCCUGGCUAGUUUUGAUGACUUGUUUAUUAUGCUUAUAAGACGGGUGUGGUCUGUCUAAUUUUGAAGUUUCAUGCAUUUUCCAGUAGUAAAAAUGCUCGCAUUAUAUGCAGAUCUUUGUACUCAGGAAAGCUGUUUGUUUUCGUUUAAAUUUGAAAAGAUAAAAGUCGGUGCUUGUGCCUAAA
Molecule: messenger RNA, 769 nt
Organism: Hordeum vulgare subsp. vulgare (domesticated barley)
Lineage: Eukaryota; Viridiplantae; Streptophyta; Magnoliopsida; Poales; Poaceae
Exons: 3
Coding region: 81-512 (143 amino acids)
Cellular component (GO): chloroplast envelope
Source: RefSeq, a predicted model, not a curated record